Molecule: messenger RNA, 1335 nt
Organism: Candidozyma duobushaemuli
Lineage: Eukaryota; Fungi; Ascomycota; Pichiomycetes; Serinales; Metschnikowiaceae
Product: glucose-induced degradation complex subunit
Exons: 1
Coding region: 1-1335 (444 amino acids)
Biological process (GO): proteasome-mediated ubiquitin-dependent protein catabolic process
Cellular component (GO): GID complex
Molecular function (GO): protein binding
Source: RefSeq, a predicted model, not a curated record
AUGGUUCUCCCCUCGCCGCUUAAUGACGUGAGCAGAGAUGACCUCCCGAUCCAUUUACUUCAUACUUUAACAGAUCACACGGAUGAAGUCUGGUUCACAAAGUUUUCCCCUCUGGGCCGCUUCUUAGCUACAGGCUCUCUAGAUGGGACCUGCAAUAUCUAUGACGUUCAGAACGGGUUUGCUCAGAUUGCAGAAUUGGACGCUAACGCCGAGGACCAAGAAAGUGUCUUCGCCAGCGGAACUCAUAAGCCUGCUCUAGAUAAGAAGAAGGGAAUCAUCUACUUCUGUUGGGAGCCUCAUGAGAGAUACAUCGUCACUUGCUGUCUUGACACUGUAAUCAGAGUCUGGCAUGUGGAGAACAUUACGCAAAGCAAGAGAAUUACUAGAUCCAUGGACGACACCAAACUCACUUCCCUUCUUUGUUGCUUCACACUUGGCGAGCGCAUGCGUACAUGGCCAUGUGAAUUCAUGCCAUACAAGAAAAGUGCCACCCCACAUUUCAUCGUGGGAUCUCCUGAUAAAGUCCUCAAAGUGUUCACGGUCGAAGGAACUGAGGUGCUCGACUUUUACAGUGAUGCCGACGAAUGGCUGGCCGUCCUUGACGAGGAAUCCACCCAGCAAUCAGCACAGAACUUACCCGGAAUUACGGGGAGUUAUAUUCGCUCAGAUCCUGACAUUUCUGGAUCGUCAGCCACCGGGAACGAUACAACCGCUAAUGCUGCCUCUGGAGGAGAUGAAAAAAACUCCGAUACGUCUCUGCAACAAUUUCACCGUAUCAACGACUUUGCUAUUACGGCUAAUGGGAAAGUGCUCAUAACUGCAAACAAUGAUAAGCAGGUAUUCUUUUACAAAAUACCGGAUUUAUUCGAUCCUGCUGCCACCACUUCUCGCAUUGCUUCGCUAAGUCUCAAUGGCAGAUUGACUUCAUGCACUGUGUCCGCUGAUUUCAAAUACAUGUUAUUGAGCAUAGCUCCUGAAGAACUACAGCUUUGGGAUAUUUCUCCCUUGGAGCAAUAUCAAAGACCUUUCUUGAAGCAGAAGUUUGUUGGUCAAAGCCAGGCAACCUAUAUGGUAAGAUCGUGUUUCGGUUAUCUUAACGUUGCUGAAAACAAGGAAGAAUUGAUUCUUAGUGGUAGUGAUGACGGCAAUAUCUACAUUUGGAAGUUGGAAACUGGUCAGCUCGUGACAAGAAUCAGGGGACACCAUGGGCUUUGUAACUCUGUGGACUGGAAUAGAUUUUAUAAGCCCGUUGGCCAAGGCAAAGACUACGGCAUGCUUUGGAGUUCAGUGGGUGACGAUAAACUCGUCAAGAUCUGGGGUCCUAAGGCUUCAUAA